This is a messenger RNA of Heteronotia binoei (common prickly gecko), 963 nucleotides long. RefSeq names its product olfactory receptor 11H6-like. Gene Ontology annotation, molecular function: G protein-coupled receptor activity; olfactory receptor activity. The transcript has a single exon. The record is from RefSeq and is a predicted model, not a curated record. NCBI's taxonomy places the organism in Eukaryota, Metazoa, Chordata, Lepidosauria, Squamata, Gekkonidae. Gene Ontology annotation, cellular component: membrane. Gene Ontology annotation, biological process: G protein-coupled receptor signaling pathway. Bases 1 to 963 code for a protein of 320 amino acids.
AUGGAGCUAGUCAAUGGGACGAGAGUUCAGGAAUUCAUUUUGCUGGGAUUUGAGCUUGGGCAGCAGAAGCGUUUCCUCCUCCUCGUCUUCUUCAGCAUUCUCUAUGUGUUGACAUUGGCUGAGAACUUCACCAUCAUCACACUGGUGGUUGUGGACACCCACUUGUCCCGGUUUCCUAUGUACAUCCUGCUGAGCAACUUCUCCUGGCUGGAGAUCUGUUACGUGAGCACCACUGUCCCCCGCAUGCUCUUCGACCUGGCUUCCCUUCGUGGCAUCAUCUCCUUCCCUGCUUGCUUCCUCCAGUUCUACAUCUUCUUCUCACUGGGCACAACAGAAUGCUUCUUCCUCUCCGCCAUGGCCUUGGACCGGUACUUGGCCAUUUGUCACCCCUUGCGCUAUCCCCAAAUGAUGUCCCCAGAUUCUUGUUAUGUUUUGGUAACUGCUUGCUGGCUCCUUGGAUUCCUAGUAUACGUCAUCCCAGUCAUUUUGAUCUCCAAUAUGUCCUUCUGUGGCCCCAAUGUUAUUGACCAUUUUUUGUGUGAUCCUGGACCAAUUCUGUCCCUGGCUUGUCCUCCAUUAGCGAAUGCUCCCAUUGUCCUUCAGACUGCCAUGAAUGUUGUUGUUUGCCUAGGCAAUAUGUUCUUUGUUGUGCUCUCCUACGGGGCUGUGAUUCUCACCCUGAUGAAAACCUCUUGCCAAAGUAACCGAAUGAAGUCUUUCUCCACCAUAUCUUUCCACUUACUGGUGGUGGCACUUUUCUAUGGCCCCGUGGCAGGGUCUUAUGUCGUCCCGGUUGGAGAAAGUGAGAUGAAGGUCAUUAAGGUGAUAACCCUCUUCUACACUGCUGUGACACCAUUUCUCAACCCCAUGAUCUAUUGUCUGAGGAACGAUCAGGUGAAGGAGGCACUGGGAAGGCUGUGGCAGAGAAAGACAAUAUUACUGGAGAGCAGAGUGACAGUGUAG